AUGGAUGCCUUCGAGAGUUAUUUCCGAGCGGCGGACACGAAUGGCGACGGAGUCAUUAGCGGGGCGGAGGCUGUGUGGCAGUACUCGGACGUGCGUCAGGCUGGCUCCCUCACGCGCCCCGAGUUCUUCAACGCGCUGCGCCUCGUCACUGUAGCGCAGUCGGGCCGCGACCUCACCCCUGACCUCGUGCGUGCCGCGCUCAACGGCCCUGCCGCCUCGCAGAUUCCUCCUCCGCGCAUCGCUGGAGCCGCUGCUCCCACUGCUCCGUCUCCUGCCGCUGGUGCUCCUGCGGGUGGUUCGGGAGGGCUGACAGCAGCAGCGGCAGCGGCAGGGCUGAAGCCGAAGCAGCCUGGCGCUCUGUCGGACGUAUUUGCUGAGUUUGGUUCGUUUGAUGUCAAGUCUAAGUCCGUGCAGCCUACCAGGCCUGCACCUGCUGUUGCCACGUCCGCCUCUGCUGCCCCUUCUGCCCCUACCACUGCCGGCCCUGCUGCUGCUGACCAAAGCAUGUCCUCUACUGCGCAGCCUCCUCCUGCCCCUGCUCCGGCUCCUGCUCCUGCAGCUCCUGCUGCGUCCGAGCCCACAGCAGCAGGUUCAGGAGCUGCAGAUGCGGGUACGCAGGCAGCAGCACCAGUACAGGACGCAGACAAGAAGGGUGUUGGUGGAUUGAGCACAGGAGCAGCAGGUGCAGCAGCAACAUCGGACGGAGCAGGAGGGAAGGUGAAACGGACAGCAGACGACAUCGCAAAGGCGUCCCUGAAUGCGUUCCUUAUAGGAGGUGUUUCAAACGCCAUGGUGCCCAAGCAACCCCCAGGCACAACCCCAGCCCCAGCAGCAGUAGCAGGAGCGGCAGGAACAGGGCAGUUCGCAAGCCAAGCCAUCGUGCCUGCGGCUGCUGCUUCUGGUGCUGUUGUCGCUGCUGGGAUGGCAGCAGCAACAGCAGGGGGGGCAGCGGCAGCAGCAGGGGGGCCAGCAGGAGGGGGGUAUGUGAUGGUUCCAGGUGACCCUCAGCCAUGGCCCCGGCUCACAGUCGCAGAGGUGCAGCGCUGUGCACAGGUGUUUAGUGCGGUGGACACGGAUAGAGAUGGGAAGAUCACAGGAGAGCAGGCGAGGAAGCUGCUGAUGAGCUACAAGGUCCCCAUCGACGUGCUGAAGCGGGUGUGGGACAUGGCAGACCAGGACAAGGACGGCAUGCUCACCCUGCGAGAGCUCUGCACCGCUCUGUACCUCAUCAACCAUGUGAAGGCGGGCCGACAGCUGCCGCCCACCCUGCCCCAGGGCAUUCACUUGGAUGAGCAGGUGCCACCCCCUGCUGCUGCGUCUUCUGCGCCUGCUGCUGCUUCAGCCGCUGUGUCAGCCAGCGCAGCCGGCCCUACUGCUGCUGCUGCUGCUGGGCCGGGAGGGGAGGGAGGAGGGGGUGCAGCAGGUGGGGCUGGUGCACCAGCAGUUACUGCUUGGAGACACCAGCCAGUGAGUGGCACACCCGAGCAGCAGCAGCAGCAGCAGCAACAGCGACCAACAGUAGUGCUGACGGGCGUGGGGCAGAUGCCAGUGCCAGCAGAAGCAGGAGACGUGGAUGCGUCACGGCCCGUGUACCGCUCGCAGGCGCCCGACCUGGAGGCGGAGAAGGUGGCUCAGCUGGAUGCGGAGGAGCGGGAGAAGCUUGAGAGCAAGCACAAGGAGGCGGAGGAGAUUGGGAAGAAGGUGUGGGAGACGGAGCUACAGAUAGCGGACUACAGGCGCAAGAUCGAUUUCUACCGCAUUAAGAUGCAGGAGAUCAUCAUGUUCAAGAGCCGCUGUGACAACCGCUUGAACGACGUCACGGAGCAAGUAGCAGCGGAGAAGAGACAUUACGACAUGCUGUGCAAGCGCUACGACGAGCGCUUCAAGGCGUCCAUGCCAGGUGUCAAGUCACGAUUGGCCUACGAGGACAGUGUGCUCAAGGAGCUGCAGGAGCGCAAGGCAGAGCUGAUGGAGGUGGUGUCGCGAUUCCGUGCCACCACCACCGCUGACGCCUCCGACCUGCUGCAGGGCCGGGCGGACAAGCUGGGCAUGGACCUGGAGGACGCACGGAGGGCCAUGAACAGGCAGGCCAAGGACCUGGGCCUCAAAGUGCGCCCGCUGCUCGGCGCUGCCUCCGGGCCUGAUGCGUGGCGCGUGGCCCUACAGGAGAACAUGGCGGACUGUGAUGAUGACUGGGACGAGUUCAUGGACCAAGGUGAGCAUGGGUCAUGGACCAAGGUCAGAGUGCCAAGCCAAAUGGUGGGCGAGCGGAAGGUGGUGUGUGUGUCACAUGCCUGCGUGCCCCCCGCUGCGCCUCGCCACUGCAUGUCCACUUUCCACUGCAUGUCCACUUUCCACUGCCCCCAUGUUUCCACUUUCCACUGCCCCCAUGUUUCCACUUUCCACUGCCCCCAUGUUUCCACUUUCCACUGCCCCCAUGUUUCCACUUUCCACUGCCCCCAUGUUUCCACUUUCCACUGCCCCCAUGUUUCCACUUUCCACUGCCCCCAUGUUUCCACUUUCCACUGCCCCCAUGUUUCCACUUUCCACUGCCCCCAUGUUUCCACUUUCCACUGCCCCCAUGUUUCCACUUUCCACUGCCCCCAUGUUUCCACUUUCCACUGCCCCCAUGUUUCCACUUUCCACUGCCCCCAUGUUUCCACUUUCCACUGCCCCCAUGUUUCCACUUUCCACUGCCCCCAUGUUUCCACUUUCCACUGCCCCCAUGUUUCCACUUUCCACUGCCCCCAUGUUUCCACUUUCCACUGCCCCCAUGUUUCCACUUUCCACUGCCCCCAUGUUUCCACUUUCCACUGCCCCCAUGUUUCCACUUUCCACUGCCCCCAUGUUUCCACUUUCCACUGCCCCCAUGUUUCCACUUUCCACUGCCCCCAUGUUUCCACUUUCCACUGCCCCCAUGUUUCCACUUUCCACUGCCCCCAUGUUUCCACUUUCCACUGCCCCCAUGUUUCCACUUUCCACUGCCCCCAUGUUUCCACUUUCCACUGCCCCCAUGUUUCCACUUUCCACUGCCCCCAUGUUUCCACUUUCCACUGCCCCCAUGUUUCCACUUUCCACUGCCCCCAUGUUUCCACUUUCCACUGCCCCCAUGUUUCCACUUUCCACUGCCCCCAUGUUUCCACUUUCCACUGCCCCCAUGUUUCCACUUUCCACUGCCCCCAUGUUUCCACUUUCCACUGCCCCCAUGUUUCCACUUUCCACUGCCCCCAUGUUUCCACUUUCCACUGCCCCCAUGUUUCCACUUUCCACUGCCCCCAUGUUUCCACUUUCCACUGCCCCCAUGUUUCCACUUUCCACUGCCCCCAUGUUUCCACUUUCCACUGCCCCCAUGUUUCCACUUUCCACUGCCCCCAUGUUUCCACUUUCCACUGCCCCCAUGUUUCCACUUUCCACUGCCCCCAUGUUUCCACUUUCCACUGCCCCCAUGUUUCCACUUUCCACUGCCCCCAUGUUUCCACUUUCCACUGCCCCCAUGUUUCCACUUUCCACUGCCCCCAUGUUUCCACUUUCCACUGCCCCCAUGUUUCCACUUUCCACUGCCCCCAUGUUUCCACUUUCCACUGCCCCCAUGUUUCCACUUUCCACUGCCCCCAUGUUUCCACUUUCCACUGCCCCCAUGUUUCCACUUUCCACUGCCCCCAUGUUUCCACUUUCCACUGCCCCCAUGUUUCCACUUUCCACUGCCCCCAUGUUUCCACUUUCCACUGCCCCCAUGUUUCCACUUUCCACUGCCCCCAUGUUUCCACUUUCCACUGCCCCCAUGUUUCCACUUUCCACUGCCCCCAUGUUUCCACUUUCCACUGCCCCCAUGUUUCCACUUUCCACUGCCCCCAUGUUUCCACUUUCCACUGCCCCCAUGUUUCCACUUUCCACUGCCCCCAUGUUUCCACUUUCCACUGCCCCCAUGUUUCCACUUUCCACUGCCCCCAUGUUUCCACUUUCCACUGCCCCCAUGUUUCCACUUUCCACUGCCCCCAUGUUUCCACUUUCCACUGCCCCCAUGUUUCCACUUUCCACUGCCCCCAUGUUUCCACUUUCCACUGCCCCCAUGUUUCCACUUUCCACUGCCCCCAUGUUUCCACUUUCCACUGCCCCCAUGUUUCCACUUUCCACUGCCCCCAUGUUUCCACUUUCCACUGCCCCCAUGUUUCCACUUUCCACUGCCCCCAUGUUUCCACUUUCCACUGCCCCCAUGUUUCCACUUUCCACUGCCCCCAUGUUUCCACUUUCCACUGCCCCCAUGUUUCCACUUUCCACUGCCCCCAUGUUUCCACUUUCCACUGCCCCCAUGUUUCCACUUUCCACUGCCCCCAUGUUUCCACUUUCCACUGCCCCCAUGUUUCCACUUUCCACUGCCCCCAUGUUUCCACUUUCCACUGCCCCCAUGUUUCCACUUUCCACUGCCCCCAUGUUUCCACUUUCCACUGCCCCCAUGUUUCCACUUUCCACUGCCCCCAUGUUUCCACUUUCCACUGCCCCCAUGUUUCCACUUUCCACUGCCCCCAUGUUUCCACUUUCCACUGCCCCCAUGUUUCCACUUUCCACUGCCCCCAUGUUUCCACUUUCCACUGCCCCCAUGUUUCCACUUUCCACUGCCCCCAUGUUUCCACUUUCCACUGCCCCCAUGUUUCCACUUUCCACUGCCCCCAUGUUUCCACUUUCCACUGCCCCCAUGUUUCCACUUUCCACUGCCCCCAUGUUUCCACUUUCCACUGCCCCCAUGUUUCCACUUUCCACUGCCCCCAUGUUUCCACUUUCCACUGCCCCCAUGUUUCCACUUUCCACUGCCCCCAUGUUUCCACUUUCCACUGCCCCCAUGUUUCCACUUUCCACUGCCCCCAUGUUUCCACUUUCCACUGCCCCCAUGUUUCCACUUUCCACUGCCCCCAUGUUUCCACUUUCCACUGCCCCCAUGUUUCCACUUUCCACUGCCCCCAUGUUUCCACUUUCCACUGCCCCCAUGUUUCCACUUUCCACUGCCCCCAUGUUUCCACUUUCCACUGCCCCCAUGUUUCCACUUUCCACUGCCCCCAUGUUUCCACUUUCCACUGCCCCCAUGUUUCCACUUUCCACUGCCCCCAUGUUUCCACUUUCCACUGCCCCCAUGUUUCCACUUUCCACUGCCCCCAUGUUUCCACUUUCCACUGCCCCCAUGUUUCCACUUUCCACUGCCCCCAUGUUUCCACUUUCCACUGCCCCCAUGUUUCCACUUUCCACUGCCCCCAUGUUUCCACUUUCCACUGCCCCCAUGUUUCCACUUUCCACUGCCCCCAUGUUUCCACUUUCCACUGCCCCCAUGUUUCCACUUUCCACUGCCCCCAUGUUUCCACUUUCCACUGCCCCCAUGUUUCCACUUUCCACUGCCCCCAUGUUUCCACUUUCCACUGCCCCCAUGUUUCCACUUUCCACUGCCCCCAUGUUUCCACUUUCCACUGCCCCCAUGUUUCCACUUUCCACUGCCCCCAUGUUUCCACUUUCCACUGCCCCCAUGUUUCCACUUUCCACUGCCCCCAUGUUUCCACUUUCCACUGCCCCCAUGUUUCCACUUUCCACUGCCCCCAUGUUUCCACUUUCCACUGCCCCCAUGUUUCCACUUUCCACUGCCCCCAUGUUUCCACUUUCCACUGCCCCCAUGUUUCCACUUUCCACUGCCCCCAUGUUUCCACUUUCCACUGCCCCCAUGUUUCCACUUUCCACUGCCCCCAUGUUUCCACUUUCCACUGCCCCCAUGUUUCCACUUUCCACUGCCCCCAUGUUUCCACUUUCCACUGCCCCCAUGUUUCCACUUUCCACUGCCCCCAUGUUUCCACUUUCCACUGCCCCCAUGUUUCCACUUUCCACUGCCCCCAUGUUUCCACUUUCCACUGCCCCCAUGUUUCCACUUUCCACUGCCCCCAUGUUUCCACUUUCCACUGCCCCCAUGUUUCCACUUUCCACUGCCCCCAUGUUUCCACUUUCCACUGCCCCCAUGUUUCCACUUUCCACUGCCCCCAUGUUUCCACUUUCCACUGCCCCCAUGUUUCCACUUUCCACUGCCCCCAUGUUUCCACUUUCCACUGCCCCCAUGUUUCCACUUUCCACUGCCCCCAUGUUUCCACUUUCCACUGCCCCCAUGUUUCCACUUUCCACUGCCCCCAUGUUUCCACUUUCCACUGCCCCCAUGUUUCCACUUUCCACUGCCCCCAUGUUUCCACUUUCCACUGCCCCCAUGUUUCCACUUUCCACUGCCCCCAUGUUUCCACUUUCCACUGCCCCCAUGUUUCCACUUUCCACUGCCCCCAUGUUUCCACUUUCCACUGCCCCCAUGUUUCCACUUUCCACUGCCCCCAUGUUUCCACUUUCCACUGCCCCCAUGUUUCCACUUUCCACUGCCCCCAUGUUUCCACUUUCCACUGCCCCCAUGUUUCCACUUUCCACUGCCCCCAUGUUUCCACUUUCCACUGCCCCCAUGUUUCCACUUUCCACUGCCCCCAUGUUUCCACUUUCCACUGCCCCCAUGUUUCCACUUUCCACUGCCCCCAUGUUUCCACUUUCCACUGCCCCCAUGUUUCCACUUUCCACUGCCCCCAUGUUUCCACUUUCCACUGCCCCCAUGUUUCCACUUUCCACUGCCCCCAUGUUUCCACUUUCCACUGCCCCCAUGUUUCCACUUUCCACUGCCCCCAUGUUUCCACUUUCCACUGCCCCCAUGUUUCCACUUUCCACUGCCCCCAUGUUUCCACUUUCCACUGCCCCCAUGUUUCCACUUUCCACUGCCCCCAUGUUUCCACUUUCCACUGCCCCCAUGUUUCCACUUUCCACUGCCCCCAUGUUUCCACUUUCCACUGCCCCCAUGUUUCCACUUUCCACUGCCCCCAUGUUUCCACUUUCCACUGCCCCCAUGUUUCCACUUUCCACUGCCCCCAUGUUUCCACUUUCCACUGCCCCCAUGUUUCCACUUUCCACUGCCCCCAUGUUUCCACUUUCCACUGCCCCCAUGUUUCCACUUUCCACUGCCCCCAUGUUUCCACUUUCCACUGCCCCCAUGUUUCCACUUUCCACUGCCCCCAUGUUUCCACUUUCCACUGCCCCCAUGUUUCCACUUUCCACUGCCCCCAUGUUUCCACUUUCCACUGCCCCCAUGUUUCCACUUUCCACUGCCCCCAUGUUUCCACUUUCCACUGCCCCCAUGUUUCCACUUUCCACUGCCCCCAUGUUUCCACUUUCCACUGCCCCCAUGUUUCCACUUUCCACUGCCCCCAUGUUUCCACUUUCCACUGCCCCCAUGUUUCCACUUUCCACUGCCCCCAUGUUUCCACUUUCCACUGCCCCCAUGUUUCCACUUUCCACUGCCCCCAUGUUUCCACUUUCCACUGCCCCCAUGUUUCCACUUUCCACUGCCCCCAUGUUUCAUCUUUCUCCACCGCCCCCAUGUCACACCCGCUCUCCAUUCUGCUUCGCAGUGGUGCGAUCGUGCACGUGCGACCUGCUGGGGGCAGACGACGGCGAGCCGGUCUCACAGAGCUCACAACCACCCACCUCUUUCCAACCCGCACUCCCCAUCCACCCUUCCUCAUCCUCUCAUACACCCCUCCACAGGCUUCUCAGUGCUGCGAUCGCGCACGGACGAUUUGCUGGCGGGGGGACCACGACGAGCCGGCGCCCCUCAUCCCCCUCAGCCCCGUCACCCUCUCCACCCCUCCUGUUUGCCCCCCUUGCUGCCCCCACCUUCCUCCCCCCUGUGCAGGCUUCUCAGUGGUGCGAUCGCGCACGGACGACCUAUUGGGGGGAGACGACGACGAGCCAGCGCCCCUCAUCCCCCUCGGCCCCGUCACCCCCUCCACCCCGUCCCUCGCCCCCGCUGCUGCCCCGCCCCCCGCUGCCGCUCCUGCCGCUGCCGGCGCUGCUGGUGAGGGUGCUGCUGGUGGUGCUGGUGGCGGUGCUGUGUCGGCUUGGGCCCUACUGGAGGAGGAGGAGGCGAGGAGGGCGCGGGAUGAGGUGGAAGAGGAUGGGGAGAGAGAGGAGGAAGAGGAGGAAGGGAGGGAGGAGAGUAGUGGGGUUGGGCAGCUGGGGGGGUGGUCUAGAGGCAGUGGGAGGGGGCGGGGGGUGAUGGGUGAGGAGGAGGAGGAGGAGGAGGAAGGAGGCCAUGUUGUGGAGGAGGAACCUGCGACGCCUCAAGGAUUUGUAUUCUCCCUUACUGCUCAUCUCCUUCAUUCCCAUCAGCCGCACCUUUCUUCCUAUGCUCUGCCCCACCUGCCCUUGCGCCUGUGUGCUCUCAGCCCAUCAGCAUGGGACAACCGCUUUGGGUUCACAGCCUCAGGGGUGGACUCGCCCUCUGUCUCCCAGGUCAGCGCUUCUCCUCACAUCAUGCCUCUGCCACUGCUUCACCCCUCUCCUCUCACCUGCCCCUCUCAACCCCGUUCUAUGCCUCCUUCUCUGUCUUCCAUGGAUUUCCAGCCCUCAGCCUUCGCCGCCCAGGACUUUGCCUCGGGAUUCGACCAUCAUUUCGAUGCCACAGGCUCGGGCUUCCGAGCCUCCAGCCAGUAUGACUCCAACUUCCGAGCUUCGAGUGAGUUUGACUCGCAUGCGCAUCCAGAAGACUCAGCUUCUGAGCAGUCAGGGCUGGGGUUUGGCCGCCCAGACGAUUACGCUGAGGUGGCUUCGGGCGGCGCUGCAGGAUUUGAUUCUGCUGCGGGGUUUGAUUCUGCAUAUGGAAGUGGGCGGGGCAGCGGUGUGUCGGCGUCGCGAUUUGAUGAGCAUGUGGGGGAGGAGGAUGCAUCGUCUGCAGACAACACUCCCAUGGCAGGCGCAGGGGGACACUUUUCUCAGCGCGGGUGGGGUGCUUUCUAA
This is a messenger RNA of Closterium sp. Naga37s-1, 8850 nucleotides long. The record is from the annotation of a GenBank genome assembly. Lineage: Eukaryota; Viridiplantae; Streptophyta; Zygnematophyceae; Desmidiales; Closteriaceae.